CACUUCCUGGUUUUAGCCGGGCGGGUAGUAGAAGAUCAGAGUGUGUUAACGAAAGUGCCUGUGUAGCGGUGUGACCCUCGGCUGUGUCUGCGUGGGUUGUCAACGUCCAACUCCCGCGGAGUGUGAUUAAACUCCGCAAGAGACUAAAGAAGAGGAGAGGGGAGGAGGAGGGGAAAGAAUCUGAACUUGGUGAGGAAGGCACGCGAAGAGGAAGAAGAGAGGGAGGAGCAAGACAGAGAGGUGAAAAGCUGAAGAGCAAACAAAGAGGAGAGUGAGCGCUGACUGGUAGUGACAGGAACACUGGACUGCUACUGCACUGAUACUGACAGUGCUGCCGCUGACAGCACUACUACUAAGUGGCGACGUAGUGAGGAAUGCUGGGAGGGAUUAUCCCUCCCUCAGGACCCAACACUAAUCCCUCUCUCUACACACACACACACACACACACACACACACACACACACACACACACACACACACACACACACACACACACACACACGCACGCGCCUUGUGUAUCUUGUAAAAGACCUUUGGCAUGUGGAUUAUUGACAUUGCCGCCUCUGCAGGGUAGCCAUGUUUGAAGUCCUAGAGCAGUUUAAGUGUAGUAAUAAUUCAUUGUAGUUGUAUGACUGAGUUUAAUACUUUUAAAAAUGGCCGCUUGAAUUUAGUACCUUCAUUAUACCACUUUGUUUUAACCUAAUUGUUGUAUAUGGUGGAUGGUAACAUUUAUACCUUCAUUUCUUUAACCUUAAUACUAAAGUUUGCAGUGCUGUUGUUAAUGUACCAUUUAUUUUAGCGGUCUCAUGACACUUUAAGUAUAGUACACAUAGUAGUUGGAGUAAAGUGUGGCCCCUUGCCUGUACUAGAGCACAGUGUACACACUUCACAUUUAUUGCUAUUGGUCGAUUUCCCCGCCACGAGGAACCUUACGACUUAUUUGCAAGUCAGUGACUGUAGCGAAGCAGCUGGGGUCAGGGAGCCCCCGUCCACUAUCUGAUCAGAGAGGCCGAGAGCGCGGGGAGGUCUGCACAUUUGAAGGCCGAUUCCACUUGCGGCUCAUGGGUUUCACGGAGCACCCUGAGGACCUUCGGUCAGGAGGAUUGUAGCUUCUCGUCUAUAUGGAAUUCCGCCACCCCACCAAGAAUUCCUUGGGGAAUAUUUGGAAUACUUAAAGAAACGUUUGGAGUUCUCCUCUGGGAUUGUUUGGACUACACAGGGGAUAAUCAAACGUAAUUCACACAAGGACUCCUUUUUUCUAAGAAUAUUGAAACAUUUUGCAAAGACUACCCAGAAUUCCAGGAGCUGUAGCUUAUCCCACCAAAAUGUGACAGCGCAUGAGAACGCAGUGACUGAACAUAUUGUCUGUCAUGGAUCCGGACCUGGGAGCAGACGCUGAUGGGGCAGGACUGACGACCUGUCGUGGGGCAAUUGAAGAAAAGAGGUUAGAGCUGGAAAGAGAAGGGGCACUAAGAGUAAAAGGAGACGAUGGCGAAUUCAGCUCGGAGUCCUCCUCCUCUAAUGGCUCACUGCCCUCCUCCUCGUCGCGCUCGGCCUGUGUGGAGGAGGAGAAGGAGAUGCUGACCGGCUGCUCCAGGUCUUUCACCGGACUCAAGCUCUUCACCAGGAGGAAAGCGAUAGCGAAGUCCGGCCUGCACCAUCUGCCCUGUCAACCCAGUACAUCAUCUCUGAACAGGACCGACCCAGAAGCAAAUAUCCGCAGUACUGUGGACUGGACUGAAUCCGCUCUGUAUGGAGAUCACAUUUGGUUUGAGACAAAUGCGUCUGGAGAUUACUGUUAUGUGGGAGAACAACUCUGUAUUGCCAGAGCACUGCAAAAGUCUGUCAGUCGAAGGAAGUGUGCUGCCUGUAAGAUCGUCGCCCACACCAUCUGUAUAGAACAACUGGAGAAGUUUCCCAGCUCUAGAGCCAUUCUGUUGGAGGCCACCUUUCCUCUCAAUGACCCCUGCUUCAGAAUUAAUUUCAGGUGUAAACCGUCUUUCAGAGAAUCCGGCUCAAGGAACAUUCGCGAGCCCAUUGUGGUGCAUCAUCACUGGGUGCAUCGGAGACGGCAGGAAGGCAAAUGUAAACAAUGUGGAAAGGGCUUCCAGCAAAAGUUUGCUUUCCACAGUAAAGAGAUUGUUGCCAUCAGCUGCUCCUGGUGCAAACAGGCAUACCACAACAAGGUUUCCUGCUUCAUGCUGCAGCAAAUUGAGGAGGCUUGUCCAAUAGGAGCUCACGCUGCCCUCAUAGUUCCACCCACAUGGAUCAUUCGGGUCCGACGCCAUCAGUCAUCCAUGAAGUCGAGUAAGAAGAAGAGAACAUCAUUCAAGAGGAAGAGCAGCAAGAAAGGAGCAGAGGAGGGACGACAGUGGAAGCCGUUUAUAAUCCGACCCAUCCCCUGCCCAUUGAUGAAACCGCUGCUGGUGUUUGUCAACCCCAAGAGCGGAGGAAACCAGGGCACUAAGAUCCUGCAGUCCUUCAUGUGGUAUCUGAACCCCAGACAGGUGUUUGACCUGAGCCAAGGAGGACCAAAGGAGGGCCUGGAGCUGUAUCGUAAAGUCCACAACCUGAGGAUCCUGGCCUGCGGAGGAGACGGCACUGUGGGCUGGAUCCUGUCUAGUCUCGAUGAACAGGCAUUGAACCCUCAACCUCCUGUUGCUGUGUUACCACUUGGGACAGGAAAUGACCUCGCCAGGACCCUCAACUGGGGAGGGGGCUAUACAGAUGAACCUCUGUCCAAGAUCCUGUCCCAUGUGGAGGAUGGAACCGUUGUCCAGCUAGACAGAUGGAAUCUAAAGGUUGAACCCAACCACAGCGCAGGGGCUGAACUGGAUGAACAACAAACCGAUAAGCUUCCUCUAGAUGUCUUCAACAAUUACUUCAGUCUCGGAUUUGACGCCCGUGUGACUCUAGAGUUCCAUGAAUCAAGAGAGGCCAACCCAGAGAAGUUUAACAGUCGUUUUCGGAAUAAGAUGUUCUACGCUGGGACAGCAUUCUCAGAUUUCUUGAUGGGAAGCUCCAAAGACCUGUCUAAGCACAUCAAAGUGGUGUGUGACGGGACUGAUUUAACAUCAAAGGUUCAGGACUUGAAGCUGCAGUGUCUGGUCUUCCUCAACAUCCCCAGGUACUGUGCAGGCACAACGCCUUGGGGAAACCCCAGCGAACAUCACGACUAUGAACCUCAACGCCACGAUGACGGAUACAUCGAGGUCAUCGGAUUCACUAUGACUUCACUGGCUACUCUCCAGGUCGGAGGUCAUGGUGAAAGGUUGAACCAGUGCAGAGAAGUCACCCUCACAACCACAAAACCUCUCCCAGUACAGGUGGAUGGUGAACCGUGCAGACUUGCUCCGUCUGUCAUCCACAUCAGCCUCAAAAACCAGGCCAACAUGGUGCAGAAAACCAAACGACGGACCUCGCUACCACACCUCAAUGAUCAGCAGCCUGUCCCGGAGAGGCUGAGGAUCAGAGUCAGCAGGAUCAGCAUGAGUGACUAUGAGGCUCUGCACUACGACAAGGACAAACUGCGACAAGCAUCGAUUCCUCUGGGACUGAUUGUGGUUCCUGGUGACAGUGACUUAGAAACCUGCAGAGAACACAUCCAGCGUUUGCAGGAGGAUUUCUGCUCUGUCCAUCGCUCCUUUAGAUGCUUGGAACGACAGGAGGACGCAGCCAAGCCAAAGAUUCUUUCCUCGCAGAGAUUAUCUCCAAAGUGGUGUUUCCUUGACUCUACGACGGCAGACCGUUUCUACAGGAUAGACAGAGCACAGGAGCAUCUCAACUACGUUUCAGAAAUCUCCCAGGAAGAGAUCUUCAUCCUUGACCCGGAACUGAUAGUUACGGCGACAGUGGGCACCUCUCCCUCAGCCAUUCUGGACCUGGUUAACCCUGCCUCCAGCCUGGUAAACAGCAGUUCUUCCCAGAGGCAGCGAGUGAACAGUGACAGCUCUGCAGCUGAUGCUUUGACAUACAACACAACACCUGUGGCCAGCAAACUCAGCAGGGCGGGUUGCAUCCAUCGCUCCAACACCACUGCUGCUGAUUUUAAACCAAGACUAAGACAGGAAAAGAGCCAAAAGACGAGUGAAACAGAAAGGGAGAGAGAAAGAGAGAUGUUGAUCGAAUGCGUAAAGAAUAAGGACGUGAAGAAGCUGCAGGAGCUGCAUCUCAAGGGGGCCGACCUCACGGCGUUGGACCAAUCAGACUGCAGUUUGUUGCAUCAUGCUGUCAGUACAGGAAGCAAAGAGAUGGUCCGCUACAUUCUUGACAAUGCUCCAAAUGACCUGCUUGAUGUCACAGAAAAACUGAAUGGGGAGACGGUCCUUCAUCGAGCUGCAUCUCUGUGUCACAGGACCAUCUGUCAUUAUCUGGUAGAAGCAGGAGCCUCACUGAUGAAAACGGACCUACAGGGUGACACACCUAAGAACCGAGCAGAGAAGGCUCAUGAUGCUGAACUGGCAGCCUAUCUGGAGAACAGACAGCAUUACCAGAUGAUACAGAGAGAAGACCAGGAAACGGCUGUUUGAAACAGUUGAGCUCUUUAUGAACAGGACAUAGAUGAAGAAACUGCUGUCCUCUUCCUCAUCACGAUGAGACCGCACAAGGUCAUUGAUGCCCGUGUGACGGCAGGAUUGGUACACGGACUCCAGUUGACUGCCGACGUGUGUCAUUCCCUCUAAAGCACAGGAUGCAGGCUGAGAGUGAAGCUGGGCCAAAUCUGAUUUGAACAUGCAUUUAAUGAUGAUUAAGGAAGUGAUUCGAAUGAUGGAAACGAGGCUAUAAUGACAGUUACAUUGAGGGUUGAAGAUUAUGUCAAUGAGGGUGAAGCUUAUGAGAUGUUCAUUGAGUCAUCCCUCUUCAUUUUGAGCAGCUCAGUAAUAAAAAGUGAAUGAAGUCAAGAAAACAGAAACGGCUUUCUGACUUUGAAUAGUAAUUUGGGGAGUCAACUUGGACGCCUCGUUCUUCAAAACUCCUCCAUCUCAAAUAAAUUCAAAGGACUCCAUUCUCAAGCAAAAAAUUGAUCAUCUGCCAUAAAUUAAUGAUACCGCAAUGUUUUGUGGGGUUGAAUUGUCUCAGGAUUAAAGAGAAAAUUUAGCUUGCAGAUUCCAGUGUUAAUGUCUUAGUGGAGCCUUACAAGCCUUACGAGGCUAACAAGCCUUACCAAAAUAUAUGACGUAAACAUUUUCUUUGGGGUGAGAUUGUGAAAUAAUUUGUGUGCAGUGUUGACAUUUGAAGAUGGUUAGACGAUAGUUCACUGAAUGUCCGACAAGGAAAACCUCUGAGUAGAAGCUUUGGCUCGGUGGUGAAAGGCACUGAUGGAAAUGUCGAAACCCAUUAGGAUUCAUCGUCAGGUGACCAUGAACAUCCAAAGCUCAUUUUAUGAAAAUCAGACCUUUACCUUUUGAAAUACCUUGUAAUGGAACAAAGUGCUGAAGUUUUGACAUGAUGUUGUUCAUUUCAGGGGAUCCUGAAAUCACAAGGAUUCCUGAAAAUCAGUAUCAAGGUUUCAGGGCAAUCUAGUAGUUGUCAAGAAAUCUUGUUUGGAUCCAAGAGUUGGACAGACCAACCAAGCUAACGACAGCUACCAGCCAUGAGCCCUGAAUCUCGACACCCCAUGUUUAUUAAUUGGAAUGAAGCUUUGUGCUUAUUUCACUGAGCAUAAAUCCCAUCAUCAGUUAUGUUGUGAACCUGCUGUACUUCUUACCUCACCCAAACAUUAUCAAUGUACUGUACAUACUUUUUUGUUGUGACUUUGUUUUUUGACUAUCAAUAUAUUCUAGAGAUAAUUAUUAUUUAUACAUUGGGGGUAUUGUUAGCGUACAGCAAUAUGAAAUUAGAUCAAAUGGAUGUGCAUGUACUAUACAUUAAAAAAGGAUCAUAUUUGAUUCAGAUAAUUUAGUUAAACUCAAGUUAAAUCUAUUAAAAUCUAUAUAUUUUGGUGCCAAACUUUAAAGCGUCGAACCCUUUAAAGAUACAGUAAAUACAAAUCAUUAUAGCAUUAAAUAGCAACAACCCAAAUCCACCUGCUCAGGUAACUCAGUCUGUAGAGAAAUGAUGAGAAAUGUGGAUGAGCCUUGGAGAACUCAAAGACACACCUGGAUCUACACAAUGUGCUGCAAACAAGCAACUCAACAGAGACUUCUCCGUCCUUCGAUCGUAAAUUACAGCAGGCAGCAAGAGAUUAAAAAAAAGGGGAAACAUGAGAUGCAACUACUGAGUAGUAAAAAUGCAAAAAACCUGAUGAGUCACUAUUAGAAACCUGGAUCCUGUUGGAGUCAUGUCGACAGGGCGAUGAAGAACCAGGUUUUCUCAUCAUAUAUAUAUAUGAAUACGUAUAUGAAGUCGUAUUCAUAUAUAUAUGAAUACGACCAAAACCAGGAUAACAUUCAAAACUGGGAUACUAAUGCCCAUGUAAACACAGUCACCUAGGCUUUGCAAGCAAAACAGAAUACCAUUCAUCACUUAGUACAUGACAAUGGUUUUUUUCAUUUUGUGUGGGUAUUCGAAGACAAAGCCAACAACGCCAGUAUGUCUGCGUGUGAUUUUGUAAAGUGAAGUCUGCUGCAGCUUCGCCUCGGUCUUUAAUUCUGGAAGACUUUUGCUGUCCUUCUGCUUUUAACCGCAGUCACGCAUUCUCUGGCAACGAUAACGAUAUUUUCUUUACACGGUCACAGAUACAGUUUUCCGAAAUGUCUCUCAUUUACACUGCCACGUAACUGGCAGCCAGUUUUUGAGGACAGGACUGAUUUACUCACAAGAGGUCAGAGCUGGCCAGAACCACCAGCUGGGCAUUGGGACCUCUGCUCCGGCUUCGGAGUCAACUCCUGGAUUUCUGAGAUGCAACAUGUAGAUCUGCACGCCCUGCUCUGGUGAAAAGGGGAUACGGUGCAGCAAGUGAACUCACCUCCAAACCAUUUUUAAUCAUGGUUAAAGGAAAGGUUUCUGUGCACCGAGAGUUUUGGGGGUUUGAUGAUUUCUGUCUAAGCUUUGUACAGUAUACUAUUUGAAUAUACUCUGACUUUUAUUCAACACAGCGGCUGCCAAAUAUUUGCGAACCAAAAAGUCUUUUUCCUGCUUAGUUUUGCCUGUGAAUUUUAGCAUUUGAACUGUGUUGGUGUCUUCAGAUUAGCUUUGCAUUGACAGUAAACUCUUGUAUGUUCUGAAUUGCGGUGAUGUAUAGCAGGUUAGGUCUUGUUUUCCUUUUUUCAAAUUUACAUCUGUGGCCAAUCUGAUCUUUAUUCUCUCAUGUUUAUGACAUUGUUUUUGGUAAACACA
Molecule: messenger RNA, 7278 nt
Organism: Xiphias gladius (swordfish)
Lineage: Eukaryota; Metazoa; Chordata; Actinopteri; Istiophoriformes; Xiphiidae
Product: diacylglycerol kinase zeta-like
Exons: 36
Coding region: 1371-4529 (1052 amino acids)
Biological process (GO): lipid phosphorylation; diacylglycerol metabolic process; regulation of synaptic transmission, glutamatergic
Cellular component (GO): nucleus
Molecular function (GO): ATP-dependent diacylglycerol kinase activity; protein binding
Source: RefSeq, a predicted model, not a curated record